Molecule: messenger RNA, 453 nt
Organism: Pseudocercospora fijiensis CIRAD86
Lineage: Eukaryota; Fungi; Ascomycota; Dothideomycetes; Mycosphaerellales; Mycosphaerellaceae
Exons: 1
Source: RefSeq, a predicted model, not a curated record
GCAGUCUACUUCCAGAUACACUAUGGCGACGGUCGGCAUCUCCUGGCAUUGACGAUGCGGGAUGCGGAAUGUCUGGCCAAAAUGAACCUCCCUGCCGUGACUCUCUGGACCUUUGCCGUCACCGGAACUAAGGUCUCGAUUCUUUUGCAAUAUCUGCGCAUAGUCCAGUGUCGAAAGGCAACUCGCCUGAUCUGGUUGCUCAUGAUCGUCGUUAUCCUGGGCGGACUUAGCACUUUGGGAGUAAUCAUGACUGCGUGCAUUCCCAUUGCUGCGGUGUGGAAUACGGAUAUCCGCCCACACGCCAAAUGCCUGGAUCAACGGCUCUUCUGGCAGAUCCAAUCCGGAUUUGAAGCUGCAACGUGCUGGGCAAUGUUAGGACUGUUGAUUCCGACGAUGUGGAGGAUGCAUCUUUCGCGACUCAAGCGCAUCGGAAUGAUAGCACUGCUUGGGUUG